AGCGCAGUAUCUACUGCUCUCCCUCUCCCUCCAAACUUUCCUUCAUUCUCACGCGCCGCCGUGGUUUCCGCCGGCGGCUACUCCCUAUCCACCGCGCAUCCAUCCCGCUUCCCUCUCCUCGCUUUUCUCUCACAAAACAAAAAAAAUUAAAAAUUUCUCCGAAGACUGUGUAUUAUCGUUAUCGUUCACUGAGUUAGGUUUUGCUGUUCUUCCUAGGGUUUUAUUGUGUCCAAUAACAAGAGGAGGGGGAAGAGAAACAAAACAAAAAAAAAAAAGAAUAAAAGGCAAAAAUUAGGGAUUUUUUUUGGGAAAAAAAAGAGAAAUUUAAGUUAUCGUUGUUGUAGUUGUUGUUUGGUUGAGAUGGCUCAGGUUCAGGUUCCGCCUCAGAAUGCGAUGCCAGGUCCCAACGGUGGUGGUGGUGCCGGUGGUGCUGGAAACCAGUUCGUAACGACGUCGCUUUACGUCGGAGAUCUCGACCCGAACGUCACGGACGCGCAGCUCUAUGACUUGUUCAACCAAUUGGGGCAAGUCGUGUCCGUUAGGGUUUGCAGGGAUUUGACCAGCCGGAGAUCGCUCGGUUAUGGUUAUGUCAACUUUAGCAACCCGCAAGACGCUGCUAGAGCAUUGGAUGUUCUGAACUUCACUCCUCUCAAUAACAGGCCCAUCCGUAUUAUGUAUUCGCAUCGUGAUCCCAGUAUCCGUAAAAGUGGACAAGGAAAUAUAUUUAUUAAGAAUUUGGAUAGGGCAAUUGACCACAAGGCAUUGCAUGAUACCUUUUCUACAUUUGGAAAUAUCCUUUCGUGCAAGGUAGCUACGGAUUCAUCUGGGCAAUCAAAAGGCUAUGGCUUUGUUCAAUUUGAUAAUGAGGAAUCUGCCCAAAAAGCUAUAGAGAAGCUGAAUGGUAUGCUGUUGAAUGAUAAACAAGUGUACGUGGGACCCUUCCUUCGCAAGCAAGAGAGAGAAAGUGCUGCUGACAAGGCAAAAUUCAACAAUGUUUUUGUGAAGAAUCUAUCAGAAUCAACCACCGAUGAUGAGUUGAAGAACACUUUUGGUGAAUUUGGAACUAUUACUAGUGCUGUAGUAAUGAGGGAUGGGGAUGGGAAAUCAAAGUGUUUUGGAUUUGUGAAUUUUGAGAAUGCUGAUGAUGCUGCUAGGGCUGUUGAGGCUCUCAAUGGCAAAAAUUUUGAUGACAAAGAAUGGUAUGUUGGAAAAGCUCAGAAGAAAUCUGAAAGGGAGAAUGAAUUGAAACAACGAUUUGAGCAGAGCAUGAAAGAAGCUGCUGAUAAAUAUCAAGGCGCAAACUUGUAUGUAAAAAAUUUAGAUGAUAGCAUUGGUGAUGAAAAACUUAAGGAGCUGUUCUCCCCUUUUGGUACCAUUACCUCUUGCAAGGUUAUGAGAGACCCAAAUGGCUUAAGUCGUGGAUCGGGUUUUGUUGCAUUCUCGACUCCCGAGGAGGCAUCUAGAGCACUCCUGGAGAUGAAUGGCAAAAUGGUGGUAAGCAAACCUCUGUAUGUGACUCUAGCCCAAAGGAAAGAAGAUAGGAGAGCUAGACUGCAGGCUCAGUUUGCUCAAAUGCGACCUGUUGGAAUGCCACCAUCUGUUGGUCCUCGUGUGCCAAUGUAUCCCCCAGGUGGUCCAGGUAUUGGUCAACAAUUAUUUUAUAGCCAAGGCCCUCCUGCUAUCAUUCCUUCCCAGCCUGGAUUUGGCUAUCAACAACAACUUAUGCCUGGUAUGAGGCCAGGUGCAGCUCCUGUGCCGAAUUUUUUCGUGCCAAUGGUUCAGCAGGGACAACAGGGACAGCGUCCCGGUGGAAGGCGUCCAGGUGCAGUUCAGCAGUCCCAGCAGCCAGUUCCUAUGAUGCCACAGCAGAUGCUUCCUAGGGGACGUGUCUAUCGUUAUCCUCCUGGUAGGGGUAUUCCUGAUGUUCCUAUACCUGGGGUUGCUGGAGGUAUGUUUUCUGUUCCAUAUGAUGUGGGUGGGAUGCCGCUGCGUGAUGCAUCAAUCUCCCAGCAAAUACCUGUUGGGGCUCUGGCAACGGCUCUGGCUAAUGCUUCUCCAGAGCAGCAAAGGACGAUGCUGGGUGAGAAUCUCUACCCCCUUGUGGAACAGUUAGAGCCUGAUAAUGCUGCCAAAGUGACAGGCAUGCUUCUUGAGAUGGACCAGACUGAAGUUCUGCAUUUGCUUGAGUCGCCAGAAGCCCUGAAAGCAAAGGUGGCUGAGGCAAUGGACGUCCUAAGGAAUGUUGCUCAGCAGCAGGCUGGCGGUACUGCUGAUCAGCUGGCUUCCUUAUCUCUUAAUGACAACCUUGUUUCUUAAGGUUUAUAUUUUGGAGUUUACUUAGUGAUGGUGGAUUGUUAUUUUCUGCACUGGCUUUGAUACAGAUUUCAGGUUGAGUUUGUUUCGUUAUCUCUUAAUGACAACCUUGUUUCUUAAGGUUUAUAUUUUGGAGUUUACGUAGUGAUGAUGGAUUGUUAUUUUCUGCACUGGCUUUGAUACAGUUUUCAGGUUGAGUUUGUUUCGUUAGAUUAGACACUUUUGGUAUGUUAUGGACCACCACCUUUUGGUUGAAGGAUACUUCAGCACUGAUUUUAAUUAUGCCUUGCAUUUUGGUACAUGGAAA
Molecule: messenger RNA, 2620 nt
Organism: Glycine soja
Lineage: Eukaryota; Viridiplantae; Streptophyta; Magnoliopsida; Fabales; Fabaceae
Product: polyadenylate-binding protein 2-like
Exons: 9
Coding region: 361-2316 (651 amino acids)
Cellular component (GO): ribonucleoprotein complex
Molecular function (GO): RNA binding
Source: RefSeq, a predicted model, not a curated record